Molecule: messenger RNA, 7004 nt
Organism: Fundulus heteroclitus (mummichog)
Lineage: Eukaryota; Metazoa; Chordata; Actinopteri; Cyprinodontiformes; Fundulidae
Gene: rbm14b
Product: RNA binding motif protein 14b
Exons: 4
Coding region: 110-1789 (559 amino acids)
Cellular component (GO): cytosol
Molecular function (GO): mRNA binding; zinc ion binding
Source: RefSeq, a predicted model, not a curated record
CCUCCCUCUCCCUCUCCCUCCCUCUCUCUCUGCAGCCUCUCCAGCAGUAUGCCCGGCGCUCAAACGGAAGCAGGCGCUACCAUUUUGAAACACAGCACCGCUAAGGGCCAUGGACAAGAGCAACACCGUGAAGCUCUUCGUGGGGAACCUGGCUCUGGACACCACCCAGGAGGAGCUGUCCGCCAUCUUUGAGCCGUACGGCCAGGUGGUCAGCUGCAGCGUGCUGCGGCAGUUCGCCUUCGUCCACCUGCAGGGCGAGGGCGCGGCGGACCGGGCCAUCCGGGAGCUCAAUGGCAGAGAGUUUCGGGGCAGGAACCUGGUGGUGGAGGAGUCCAGGGGGCGGCCGUUGCACUCCACCAAGGUGUUCGUGGGCAACCUGAGCGGCAUGUGCACCACUGAAGACCUCAAGCAGCUGUUCCAGACUUUUGGGAAAGUUCUCGAGUGUGACAAAGUCAAAGGCUACGCCUUCGUUCACAUGGAAAAUAAGGAAGAUGCUCUUCAGGCCAUCGAGGCUUUGCACGGUACGUCGUUUAAAGGCCGGCCGCUGUCUGUAGAGCUAUCGAAGGUCCAGCCCAGCAAGCAGACGCCCACAGGGAAGAUCCCGUGCGUUAACUGUGGGAAGCAGGGCCACUACGCCGGAGAGUGUCCUGUGGGGAAGCCGUCUUUGGAGCAGUACCAGAGUCAGGCGGCGGUGUUGGCCGCCGCCGCGGCCGCGGCCGCCGGCCUGCCUCUGCAGGUCCAGCAGAGCGUGCACAACUCGGUCUACAACACCUCCACCUUCGACCCAACGUACGCAGCUCUCACGGGGAUCACCACCGGCACGCGUACCGACGGAAACCCGGUGAACCCGGCCGUCUACGGCGCCCUGGCCAGCCAGGUGUACGGCGCUAAUGUUGCCAAUCAACUCUACGGGAGCGUGGCGAACCAGGCGGCUCUCACGUCAGGCGCCACACAGGUGUACAGCUCGGUGGCGCCCAACAUCUACGGCCAGGUGGCGUCGUCUCCGGCGGCCGCCGCUGCCGCCGCCGCGGCGGCCGCUGCUUACUCGACGCCGGUUUACACCCAGACUGUCGGCAACCAUCACGUCUACCUGACCGGGCCUCCCGGGAUAGAGAUGCCGGCGGCGGCGGCUACGGUGAACCCCGCCUACUCCGUCGCUCCGGCGAUCUACGGCGGGGCCUCGCCGGCCUACGCCCACAUCAGCGCCAUGGGAGCAACAGAUCCAGCCACGGCCUUGUUUGAGGCCGCCAGGCAGGCUCACUACUUUGCGCAGGGCCAGCAGGCGGUGGCUGAGCAGCAGGCGGCAGCCGCGGCCAAGUCUGGGGAGAGAGACCGUAGUCCGUUACGUAGGUCGGCCCCUCUCCUGCCAGACCCCGUGAUGAAGCCCUUUAUAUACCAGAGGGCCAAACCGCGCAGACCCUUGCUCCCUACACCUGCUGGCCGUGCAGCCGAAGAGGCGAUAGAGGCAGCAGAGGACCCUAUGGCCAGGUACUACGCCGAGUACUACCAGCAGUUACAGCAGUACCCUCAGUUCCAGUACGCCUACCCGUCGAGCACAAUGGCAGCCAUUGUGGGCAUGCAGGGAGUCACGGGGGUCCCCACGAUGUCUGCCCAGCCAGUCGCCACGCUGGAAGCCCUCAGGCCGGUGGUCCCCAGUGCCGCCGCAGUGGCAGCUGCCAUGGCUGCGCCCAGGGUGUAUGAGCCGCCGUUGCCGCCGCCUACGCGCAAGGAGGCCAUCCUCCACCGCCCCGAACUCUCCCUUCACACGCCUGAGCCCCCCUUCCGAUAGUUGCACUCAACUGUCUGCCCCUGCCCCUUUCCCCUCUUUGCCCUGAUCUCUCACCCCUACAUACCUUUCCACUCAAACUUGACCACCUCUGUGUGUGUGUGUGUGUGUGCGCGAGUGUGUUUGUGUGCCUGGGGGGAUUUGAAACUGCGGGCCGUUGGGCUUAAUAACGUGCUUCACGAGGGGACUGAUCCGCUAACCUUGGUCCAGUUUGCAUAACCACAGUGCAGCUUUGAAGACAGGCUCUCAUCUAUUUUAUUUUUCCUUUUUUUUUUUUUACGGGCAUUCUUUGUGCUUCCCUUUUGAUCGUGCCAGUCUCACACUUGUGCCAGUAUUGGACUGACCGAGUCGUCAGUCGUUUGUUUUGCCUUCAUUUCCGCAACCCAGUUCUGAUGUUUCUAGGGCCAAAUCUCCAGUAAACGACACCAGCCACUCUGCUUGGGGCUGGAUGAUCUGGUAGGGCAGCUAAUCCGAAACCUUUUUUGCCUUAUGUUGAAGAGUUUAGACUUGUAACGUUCUCAGACGGGGGAAGUCGGACAUCGUGCACCUGCUGCAUUGUACUGUGUCCAACAGAACCAAGGUUAAUGUGUUUUGGGGAGACCGUUUGUCCUGGAUGCCGUGUGUGUGUGUGUGUGUGUGUGUGAUUGCGUGGGCUGUGCGGCCUCCUGACUCUUGCGCACAAACGCAGCAGCUUAAAGCUGCGCUUUGCAGAGGAAACAAAACGUAAAGCACACAUAUACGUACUGUAAUGUUUGUUCGUAUCUGCCCUCACCCACCCCCCCGCCCCCGAAUCCUCCCCCUCCCCAUUAAUCUACGACACUGAAAGACACUGCUUCACCUCUUCCUAACUACAGCUGCCUACCUCUUACUGUAAAUCUCAGUGUAGAUUGUAUUCUGUUGUCGUCAGCAGUCGCAGGUCCACAUAAAGCUACAGCAGUCCACAGACUGGGUGGCUAGAUUUCGUGUGUUGACAUAUAUCUAUAUAUAUCUAUAUAUUCGGGCUUCUUUCAUGUUCAGGGGCCUUUUGAAAACACGGGGAAAAGUGUAAAUAGUCUCUUUCCAUCAUUAUUGUUUACAUGCGCUAUAAGUCAGCUGAAAGGAUGUAAUGGGUUUUAAAUGGGAGAGAAGAUGUGUACGUUUACAGAGGAUCUGUGAAUCGCAUCCUUUAUAAACCAUGAUUAUAUGUGACACGGUCAAUUAUGUGCCUAAAAGCCUUUAGUGAAGUGCAUUAAGUGGAGGGAUCUCCCAUUUUUUUUUAAGUGCUUUUUUUUUUCCUAGUCAUUUCAAGAAAAGUAACAGAAGCCUCAGAGCUCAGAAUCCCGAGGGCUACAAGUGGUAAAGCUUCCACUCUUGUAAAAGGUUUGUUAAUUAUAAAUGUUUUUUUUUUCUUUUUGUCUUUUUAAAAAGCCACAAAUUGAGCCUCUGAGGUUCACGAUAAGCCUUUUGGUUUGAAGCAGAAACAGCAGUGAUAGCACCAAUGAAGUGAGAGAUGGGGCAGUGUCUUCCAGUGGCCCCAAAAUAUCCACCGUUCCCUCAUCAAACGCCAGAUCUGCUUCAGAUUCUUGCUCCCAACGUGUCUCUGGGCAGGUUUUAGUUUACUCGUGGAAUCGACUGCCGUUCCUCGCCAAAAAGCAUUUCUACCCCUUUUAAGUUUUCUUCCUCUACAGCCGUGCAACUUUAAAUGUAUUUCAUUGCAAUCAGUUUGAUAAACCAACACAAAGCUGCUCACCAGUGUGAAGGAAAAUGAAAAUAAUGCAUGUUUUUUUUUUAUUUUAUUUCUGAAUAAAGUCUAGAGCCACAUUUUAGUCUCUACCAGCUUUCCACGUUUUGAGACAGAAACUUAUGCCUGUUCUUCUUUGCAAAGUGACUCAAGCUCAGAUUCAGCAUGAUGCUGCCACCACCACCGUGUUUCAUUGUAACAACAGGGUGGUGUAUAUUUGUUAGGCCUCUCCCUCUCAUGGCAUUUUUGCAUAUAGGCCUAAAUGUAAAAUAUUUGUUCUGGUUUCGAGCAGAGAAUCUUUUUCCACAGGUUUGCCGUGUCCCCCGCCUGGCUUCUUACAAACAGAAAACACAACGUCUGACUUUUGAAUCCUCCAUAAAGGCCAGAUUCGGGGGAGUUGCGGGACUAGUGGCUCCCACCCGAGCUAAUGCUCUCCGCAGCUCCUCCAGAAGUACAAAGCUUCUCUGAUAGACACCCUCUCCGUUUUCACACCGACCAUGGUCGAAUACACAGGCGUACCACUCAAAUUAUUGUUAGUAUAGAAAUAAAAACAGUAAAAAGCAAAACCUCCCUUCCCUCCACAACGGUGCUUUGCUUUGUGUUGAUCUAUCACAGAAAAUCCCAACAAAUGACAUCAAAGCUGGUGGUUGAAAUGUGACAAAAUGUGGAAGAAAGUUCCAGGGGGGAUGAAUAGCUUUAUAGAGAGGUUUUACUGGGAUAAUAAAAUAAUCUGAAAUUAGAUGUCUUGAUAGUUUUUCACACCGAAGCCAAACUCCCGAGUGGCAACCUGCAUCCAUUCACAAUCAGUCCAUUUUGUUGUGUGCAGCUACUAUCUGGCAGCCGACCGACGCACAAACAGAACAGACCUUCUGAAAUCACCCGACUGCCUCAUCGUUUCCCGCUUUCCCCCCCUCCCCCCCUCUCCUUCUGUGGUUUUUAGUGGUUACAAGUGACUUCUGCAUCUCGGAGUGUAAUCUUUCCGUGUCGUAUAUAUACAAAAACACAUACCAGUUGCAUCCUUUGUAGAGUUAUGUGGUUUGCAAAAAAAAAAAAUGUUUUGUUUGCCAUGUGUUUUUGUUCUUUUUGUUUCUUAUUUUUUAGAGAGAGAAAAAAAAAGUAUUUUAAUUUAGCCUUUUUAUAGGACAGUAGAAGAAGAAGAAAAAAAAAUCAGCAUGCCUUUUCCUUGAGAAACUGUACACUUUAAACAUUAUAAUGAUAAUAAAGAAUGUUUGGCUGACUACUGUGGUGAAAGAAAGCAAAGGGUUUGGACGUUUCGCCUUCUUCCUGUUUUAUGUUCCUCUUCACUAUCUGUCUCUCUUGUGUAAAAAUGGCCACCGGACCCAUUUGACUGGGGACCCAGGGGGAGGCAGGUGUAGAUGCUGGCCCAGCUUUGCUCACUUUGGUCAGGGUAAGUCCGGGUAGGAGCUCCAUCCUCUCUCCAGCCCCUCAAACCAGAGAAUGCAUAAACAAUUGGGAGUGCUGAGUGCUGGCGCUAAAAAGAAAACCGAUUUUUUUUCCAUGCAUCCGAUUUGCCUUAUACGCUACGCUGUGAGGGCUGGGGAGAGGCUCACAGAUGGAAUGGCCUAGGUGCAUUUUGAUCUGUGGAGCAGUCUCUUCCUUGGGGUUUGAUGGGUGUGCGUCUGGUCCGAGUCUGGUCUCUCUCUCCCCGCUGCACCAAAUUCUCCCCCUUUUUUUUUUUUCCCGUGUGUCUCUGUGUUCAGUAUACUCUCAGACCUGCAUGUGUGAUAAUCUGUAACUGCCGCAAGAAAAAAGAGAAAAAGAGAAAAAAAAAAAAAGUCCGACUCGACAGUCCAGCUCUGAACUAACUAUCUCAACUGAAUUAGGUCACGGUGCUACCUGGAACACCCUGCGUGAGCCAUGGGGAAGACUUUUAGCGCGACGCCGCCGCAGCGGAAACUCGUUGUCUCUCUUUCUCUUCACCACCAAGGUAAAUCGACUAAAUGCAAAAGAAAGAAAUCAUGAAGCACUGACCUCUCUUCUCCUUAAUUGCCCGCCCCCCCCCCCCCCUCCCCUCACUUUCCUUUGACUGUGGCUUGAUACAACACCCACCUCCCCUUUUUCCUCCCCUCCGCCAUCACCACCUCCCCCCCUCUCUCUCUCCCGAGUCCGUAAUCUCUCUUCUGCUGCGUCGGCAGUGUUUGUACCUGUAGCCGGGGUCUUCUGACUGGGAGUGAUGGGCCGGCUGGGCUGGGGCGGGGCGGGGCGGGGUUAAGACCCCCUCCCGAGGACUGAACCUGUCCUGCAUCAGCAUCUGAUGUGCUCGUUGUUCGGGUGGUGUGUGAGCUGGUGGGGGGAAAAAGGGGGUGUGUGUGUGUGUCAGGGUGUGCUUCGUUUGUGUGUGUCUGUGUGUGUGCCUGUCCUAAAAAAAUAAAUGCGGGGUAGUUUUUGGGAGCCGUUUCAUUGGUCAGUGAGGCUUGGCGUAAGUGGACACACCCCGAACCCAUCCCCUUGCCAGCUAAUCAACUCCUGUCCACCGCCGUAUUCGCCGCCCUCAACCCUCUUCACCCACCCCUCCCCGCACCGCCACCUCCCUCCCUCCCUCCCUCCCUCCCUCCUUCCUUCCUUCACUCCCUCCCUGCUGUCCCCUCUUUGCGCAUCUCGUCACCUCUCCGUCGUCCACGCACACAGCGCUUUUGUUUCUCCUCCCCCCGCCGGCACCGCCGCCACCUUGGAUCUGGGUUCCAUCGCUCGGGCUUGGACUCAACUUUUUCCAGAACCACCCACCCGAUCCAAAAAAAAAACAAAAAAAAAACACCUCUCCCCCUCCGCCUCUGUUACCGUAGACGUUCAGGCGUGCCUAAAGGACUGUGUGUUUGUGGCGGCCCGCCGUAGGACGGUGUCCCUUCGACACAGAGACACUCGAGGAACUGCUUCUGCUGCGACUGUUGAAUGUUGGCUGUGCAGGGAGGCGAAAGGCAGCAUGCGAUGUAGAGCCGCCCGAAGCUAUAGGGUGACAGUUUCCUUCUCACGGCGACCUGCGUCCGUCAGAAACGUCCUAUAAGAAAGGCCCGCGGGCCCGUCUAACCUGCAGAUUCUCACUGAUCUCAGGGUUCCUAUAGGACUUUUCUGUUACCAGCAUCUCAGAGGCUUGUGAGUGCGCUCACCUGGUAGGACUGGAGUUGGGGGGGACGGUUUUGAGUUGUCCGUCACUGGCUCACAGCUGCAAGGCUGGGUGUGUGAUGCCCCUCCUCAACGAGACAAAAGAAAGGACAGGAAGUGAUGAGACGCAAAUAGGUGAGUUGGUGGCCUAGUUUCGAAGGUGUGCAAUAAGAGAGUUAAACAUGUAUCUCCUUACGUGUACAGGCUAGACUUUCUAUAAGCAACCUCUGGCAGAGUAGAAGGAGGUGCUUACCAACUCCCCCCCCCCCCCUGCUCCUCCAUGUUGUUUUCCCCAGCUCCCCACUAAAGGUUUUCUGGUGCUUGUGAGUCUGGGGCUUCAACCAUGCUUGUUUAUAUGCAGUCAUGCAUCUUUAAAAA